This is a messenger RNA of Aureobasidium musti, 930 nucleotides long. The record is from the annotation of a GenBank genome assembly. NCBI's taxonomy places the organism in Eukaryota, Fungi, Ascomycota, Dothideomycetes, Dothideales, Saccotheciaceae.
AUGACCACCUCAAAAUCUCUGCUUGCAUUGCCCAACGAGCUUCUUGCUCUGAUCAUCGAAAACGACGAUCUCACUAUCAAGGAUCUUGCGAGUCUGCGCCUUACUUGCAAGCAUACCAAGCACUUCGCUUCAAAUGCUCUAGGAAAGCGCAUCUUCGUCGACAUGGAUAUUCGGUACACACGCGAUGCCUUUAACUGGUUCACCAAUCUCCUGCUCUUGGAUAUAGGUAGUCACGUACGAUCUGUAUGCUUGACCUUGACCUAUCAUCCUCAAAAGAAUUGCUAUCCACUCAAGUACUACAGACACCAGGAGGCCGAGAUCAAGUCUGGGUGCUCCCGACUGCGAGACAUCAGAAUCGAGUCUUCCCACGGAAUCGCCUACUUGUGGAAGAAGGUACUAUGCGCAGCGACUCAUCUUCAAACCUUCGACUACAAGGAUCGGGACGCUGACAUUGUCAAACGCCACUGGACUGUACCCUUCAGGGGCACCAUCGAGAGCAGCGACUUGCUUCUCGAUAGUAUCAAGUCCGAUUACCUAGGUAGUCUGGUGUUAAGUCACCUCCACAUCUCAGCCAGUACACUCAAGAAACUGCUCGACAUUCACGAAGAGACGCUCUCUACGCUUGAUAUCAGAGAGUGUGUUCUCAUUGAUGGCAACUGGUUCGAAAUUCUGAACUGCAUAAGAUUGAAUCUCUCACAUCUUCGUAACUUCUGUAUCGAUAUUCUCUACGAAGCGGUCAAGAAGGUGCCUUCUCCCAAGCCAUAUAUCCAUGACCGUCGACCAUGGGGCCUCGGCUUCUUCCUUGAACACAGUCCAUACGCUCUCAAAAAAUACAGCAGCCCUCUUAAACUCAAAAUUGAAGGACAGAAGGAGAUUACCCAUGGUCUGUCUGAGUUGUUGAAAGCACGAGAGGGACAUCAAGCUCAGUAA